AUGUCCAAAGAUGAUCAAAUUAAUAUUCAAUUUUUAUUAGAAAAAUUCAGAAACAAAUUUACUAAUCAAAUGCUCGGGUCUUUACGAUACCAGAAAAAGAAACAAUUUCUGAUUAGAACUCCCUAUCCGAGCAUCCCUUUGGUUUUUUAUCGUGAUCGUGAUUUAUUUUGUCAAAUUCUUGAUAAAAAUCGACAAAUCCAAGAUUAUCUUUCGUGGUUCAUUGUUUGGAUGAAAGAUUAUGAGAUUAUGAAGAAGAUUGCCUUGUAUAGCACUUUUGCACUUGCAGAAUUGUUUUCUGAAUUGAAAAAGCAUCGAAAGGAGGUGUGGUACAAGGAUUUGAGUGAAGAUUUUGAGUUUUGGAAGGAAUUUGUUCGACAAGAUUCGUAUAAUUUUGAUAGCAUUACAUUGGCUUCACCAAAAAUUCUGGAAAAUGUUGGGAAGGUCAAAGCAUUGAUUAGUAUUCGGCCUGAGUGUUUUUUACAUAUCAGUAACAAGAUGAAAAAGAAUACUGAGCUAAUUAUUGCUGCAUGUGAACAAUCGGGAAAUUUCUUCAGAUAUUUACCUUCCUACUUGCUAAAGAAGAAAAUGGUAUUGAAUGCAUUAGAGAAGAACACAGAUAUUGAUUUGAAACUCAUUCCAGAGAAAAUGUGGGAUGCAGAGAUUGCACACACUGCUGCCAAAUUUAAACCGUACCACUUGCAGGACAUUCCUAAAACUUUCGUCACUAGAGAAAUUGUCGAGAUGGCCAUUGGACAAGAAGGAUUUGGAUACGUCUUCCAUCAAGUGAAAAAUCCAGCUUUAAGGAAAGAUGAAGAGUUGUCAAUAAUUUGUUUGAGAAAUGGAGGAAAUUUGGAUAAUUUGGAAAGAUCAGCAAUUACUAAGAACAUUGCCAUGGUCGCUGUUGAAAAAGAUGAAUAUAAUUAUGUGAGACUUUCAGAUGAUUUUAAAAAUGAUUUGGACAUUUGUUUGUCUGUAUUGAAAAAGAGUGGAUGUGCUCUAUACGAAAUGUCGGAAGAAAUGAAAGCAAAUAGACAAAUUGCCUUACAAGCUGUCAAGACCAGAGCAAGUGCUCUCUACUACCUACCAACUCACUUCCUCACCGAUAGAGAAAUUGUCCUCCUUGCAUUUAGUCAUGGUGAACCUCUUUCAUAUGAUUUCGAUUACUAUCCACCCUAUUACUUCUCUCAAACUCAACUUGCUGAAAGAAGCAAUCAUGUUCAUCAAAGAAAAAACUAUCCACCUCUCAUCGAACUCAUUCCAAAAGAAUUCUUCAUCAAUGAUCGAGAAUUGAUUCUACAAAUGACCAAACAAUUUCCACACAUUCUUCCCACUGUUCCAAAAGAUAUUAUCAAUGAUAGAGAAUUUUGGCAGGAUUGUUUGGCAAUCAAUGGAGAUUGCAUUGAAUUUGCCCCACCAGAAUUUAAGAAUGAUUUUGAAUUGUGUUGCAUUGCCUUAAAAAAUUAUAGAAAUUCAAUUGUUCAUUUUCCUGUUGAAGUUCAAUCAGAUCCACGAAUUUUCAAGUUAUUAAUGGAAACUGUUCCACAUGAUAAGAGAUUUAGAAAUAAGGUUGCUCGAGAACUCAAAGAUUUGGUGAUUGAGUUCCAAUUUGAAAAUCGAUCCAAUGGUACAGCUUCUCAGAACAUUGGAAAGAGCAUUGCAACUAUUCCCAAUUCAGAUUUAUACAAUAAUUCCAAGCUGAAGAAAAUGAGGGCACAAGACUUGGAGGAUAACUAUUUAGGAUGUUAUGUUCCAAUAAAAGAUUGA
Molecule: messenger RNA, 1764 nt
Organism: Naegleria gruberi
Lineage: Eukaryota; Heterolobosea; Eutetramitea; Acrasida; Naegleriidae
Exons: 1
Coding region: 1-1764 (587 amino acids)
Source: RefSeq, a predicted model, not a curated record